Messenger RNA from Enhydra lutris kenyoni (northern sea otter), 3931 nucleotides. RefSeq names its product SLAM family member 8. Gene Ontology annotation, molecular function: signaling receptor activity. The transcript is spliced from 5 exons. NCBI's taxonomy places the organism in Eukaryota, Metazoa, Chordata, Mammalia, Carnivora, Mustelidae. Gene Ontology annotation, biological process: regulation of B cell differentiation; leukocyte chemotaxis involved in inflammatory response. The coding region runs from base 360 to 1235 and encodes 291 amino acids. The record is from RefSeq and is a predicted model, not a curated record.
UUUAGAGAAGUAACACAGGUAAUUGCAAUCUAGAGGGUUCUCUGUGGCUACGGCAGGAAAGCAGCUGGCCGUGGGGCCGGCGGGAUGCAGAGAAGGCUGGCGGAUCCAAACGGAGGAUGUGGGCUUGUGUUGAGGCACCUGUUGCCAGCGACGGCCUUGGCCAACCACGGGCACAGGGAAGAGGCUGACUUACAAGAAUCCACUCCUGAAAGAGCCCAGCCAGGCUGGGGCCAACUUCCACUUUCCUCUGGAGACUUUCAUUUUCGGGGCAUCCAGUUCUGAGUCAAAGAUUCCUCCUUCGAAACGUGGGACUUUCCAGAAAGACCACAGCCUCCUUCCGCACACCCACUUGACCCCAGAUGUUCUGGAUUUGGGUUGUUGAAGGAGUCUGCUGGCCUCUCGGGAGAAGGAUGGCCCUGUGGUCUCUGUGGAGCCUGCUUCUCUGGGAAGCCUCCAGCGCCCAAGUGCACGGCCAGGUUGGGGGCUCCGUGCUGCUGGUGGCAGAGCGCCCUGCUGGCUUCCAAGUCCGAGAGGCCAUCUGGAGAUCUCUCUGGCCUUCCGAGGAGCUCCUGGCCACAUUUUUUCGGGGCACCCCAGAGACUUUGUACCGCUCCCGCUUCCUGGGCCGAGCCCAGCUGCACAGCAACCUCAGCCUGGAGCUCCGGCCGCUGGAGUCUGGAGACAGCGGCAACUUCUCCCUGCUGCUGGUGGACACGGGCGGUCGGUCCCGGACCCAGGUCCUGCGGCUCAAGGUGUACGAUGUGGUGCCCAGACCCGUGGUACAAGUAUUCAUCGCUGUACCAGGAGAGGCUCAGCCACCCAAGACCUGCCAGGUGUUCCUGUCCUGUUGGGCCCCCAACAUCAGUGAUAUAACCUAUAGCUGGCGACGGGAAGGGACCAUUGACUUUGGUAUGGAGCCAAGCGACCUCUUCACGGAUGGACAGGUGCUGAGGGUUUCACUGGGACCAGGAGACAAGAGCACGACCUAUUCCUGCAUUGUCUCUAACCCUGUCAGCUGGGACUUGGCCACUGUCACCCCUUGGGAGAGCUGCCAUCAUGAGGCAGCCCCAGGAAAUUCCUCCUACAAAGAUGUGCUGCUGGUGGUGGUGCCCAUCUCCCUGCUCUUGACCCUGGCUGGUCUCCUCUCUGCCUGGCACUCCUGCUACUCAGGGAAAAAGCAGAAGGACGUCUGUAAUGACAGAGUGACUCCAGAGACAGAGAACCCCCUUGUGUAGGGUCUGGAUGAAGGAGGACAUAAACUCUUGCCUGGACCAUCAGGAAGCCCACUGCCCAAGCACAUGAUACUCUGGAACACACUGGUGUCCAGAAACCACCAUGGGCCUUGUGCUUCCACUGAGACUUCUGUCCCACCACCUCUAGACAGCUAUUGCACUGGGAGCUGCCCAACAGAAAACACUAGCACAACCUUCCACAUCCCCCCCCAACCCCAUCCCUGCUUCCACCCCGCUCCUGGCUCUGCUUCGGGCAAGAUAACAGACCAUCCCCUCAAAGACACUUGAAGUUUUCCAGGAUCCACAGCGACGUUGAUGGUCCCAGGCAUUCACCACCCCCACCACGGUUCAUGAAGUACUGUUGCAGGCAGAAGUUGUCUCCUCAAAGUCCAUUUGUUGAAGUCCUAAUCCCCCAUCUCUCAGAAUAGGACUGUAUUUGGAAAUCGGACUUCAAAGAGAAGAUUAAAAUUACAUGAGGUCAUUGGGAUGGGCCCUAAUCCCUUAUGACUGGUGUCCUUGUAAAACAGGAAGAGACACUAGGGAUGCACACAGAGAGAAAAGGCCAUGGAAGGACACAGAGAGAAGGAAGACAUCUACAAGCCAAGGAGAGAGGCCUCAGAAGAAACUUAACCUGUUAACACCUUGGUCUUGUGCUUUUAGCAUCCAAGACUAUGAGAAAAUAAAUUUUUGUUGUUGAAGCCACUCAUUCUGUGACAUCUUGUUACAGCAGCCCUAGCAGACCAAAGCAAGUAUUAAUUGGCACCAAAGGAUUGCCUCCAGUCUGGGUCCCAGACGCUAAAAGACACUAGACAUCUGAACUAACAGAGAAACUCUGAACCACCCCACUUCUAGCUCUGGCCCCAGCCCAGCCCCUGUAGUUUGAGACCCUGAUGUUUCUUGAUGUUUGAGACAUUAUCAUAAGAAAAGAUCUAGAAAUAGGUGAAGGUGAGAGGCAGGGGACAGGGACUCUCUUUCCAGCAUGAAGGACUGUCAGGUCGUCUGACAUCGUGGCCCCUCAAGGGUAAUUCACAGGUAGAGACAAUCAAGAGAUGGUUGACAUAGCCUGGUUGGGGUGGGUGCCAUUUUGCAGGUAACACCUUGCAAAUGAUGUUUUCACCAUCUCUGCCGACCACCAUGCCUCCUGCAGGAUCUGAGGUUCUCUCUGCUCUCUCCAGCACAGUGACCACCAAAGAGGUAUUAAAUUUUCCGCAGCCAACAGAAAGCUCUUGCACGGCUUCAAGAAAAGCAGCUCAGCCUGAGGGCCUCUGCCUGAGGCCAAGAGGGUGAGGAGCCAGAACAGCUGAGCAGAAAACAAGUGCGGAGGGAACAGGGGCAGAGGCCUGGUAGAAUCUGCUACACUCAUUUUCAGAUGCAAGAGCAGAAGAUGCCCUCGUGAUCAAGGGGAAGAGACAAAGGCUCCACCACUCAGUGUGAAGACGGCCAAGGUCACUGUCUCAGAACAGCAUGUGGGAUGAAAGCUGUGAUGUGGCCAAUAAGUGGUUCUGUCUGGGAAAACUCUGGGACUUCGCCAUUGGAAACUUCUACUUGGGGGUUCGUGGCUGGCGAGUUCACCGUUACUCCCACCCAGGUGCCACCUGAUUCUUUUCUGGGACCUUCCUCAAGGCUUGGUACUAGAGAGGAAGGAGGCCUUGAAGAAACAGAGGCAGGCUAUGAGGUAUAUUCCCGGGACAGUUUCCAUCGCUCCGCCCAUGAGGUCAGUCCUGUGCAAGGAUCCCCCCUCCUUCCCCCAGGAGCUGGGCAGUCACUUCACCUUCGUCAAAUGGUCAGACAAUCAGCCUCUAGAUUCACAACCCCACUCAUCCACUCAACUCAUUCUGGAAUUUCCCUACCUUCUGGCUCUGCUCAGAGGUCCACAACUGGUCUCCAGGCUUUGUCUUUUCCUCCUGCCUUACCUGUGCCCACUCUCUCCCCUCACCUUCCCCCAAGUCCUCCUGUACAAUGCACAGGACCUCCCAACCUGGCAACUGGUGUUGCCUCCUCCUGUCACCUGGAGGCUUUCCCUGUGGCCACUGACAUCUUAUGCAAAGCUGUCCUCAGUCCCUAAAAAUGAUGUGAAAGAGAAAGCCAGGGAUCCAGCAAGGAGCCGUGGUGACUAUGUGGGGAAACACACACACACGGUAACUCCUUCCUUCCUUCCCUUCGUCUCCUGGGCCCCACCUCAGAUCAGAGCAGUUCUGGAUGGAAUGGGACCUACAUUUCUCCCUUCACGAGUUCCCUCUUAGUGACCUUAUUAAGUGGUUUGACGGGGCGGCACACCCGGGCUUUUUAAACGGAUCCAUGCUGCUGGAAUACAUUGAUAUUCCCAUCCCUCGUGAUUCACUUGUCAAGUACUAGACUAAUGAACCCCCCCCCCCAUCAGAAAACUCAGAAGACUUCUGAGAGAGCAGUGUGUGUGGCAAGCACUGGGAUUGAUGGUGUGAAGUUCGCACAGAACAAGUAUCGAUGGACGGUUCGGCAUGCGCUGGGUCCAGCUUGAGGCCCUGAGGAACCAGAAGUGAGUGAAGCAAUGUCCUUCCUUCAUGGAGUUUAUAUGCUGGGAACGCAAUAGGCAAGGAAGCAUGUGUCAGAUUUGAUGGGUUCUCGUAAGGAGAGAAAGCAGAGUAAAAGUCUAGAGAAUAAUGUGUCGGGGAGAGGGAGCCCGUCUCAGAUAGGCGAGUGGAGAGAACUGUGGGAUUUGU